AUGAUAAUCGUGACUGAAUGCUCCCAAUGGCAAGAGAUCCGCAAAACCUUAGCCCACAAAAGCAUAGGCCUGGUGCACACGAUGGGCAACCUGCACCCUGGUCACAUCAGUCUGUGUCAACGCUCGCAAAAGGACAAUGAGGUGACAGUUGUGGCCAUAUUUGUGAAUCAGACACAAUUCAAUAACCCGGAUGACUACCGAUACUACCCGCGCACACUCGAACAGGACAAACAGCUCCUACACCAGCAGAAGGUGGACUACCUGUUCAUACCUACGUACGAGGACAUGUACCCGGAUAACUACCAGAUACAGGUGCUGGAGACCGGCGAGAUAGGGGCGCACCUGGAGGGUGAGCAUAGGCUCGGACACUUCACCGGUAUGUUGACCAUUGUGUUGAAGCACUUGAAUGUCAUACGACCCACACAUUCGUAUUAUGGAGAAAAGGAUUACCAGCAGUUGAUGUUGAUUGAGAAAAUGGCCAAGGCUCUAUUUCUACCGGUCACUAUAGUAGGCUGUCCUACCAUUAGGGCUGACAAUGGGUUAGCCUUGAGCUCUAGAAAUAAUCGGUUGUCUGAGGAAAGUCGUGUAAAAGCUGCUAAACUACCGGUUAUUUUAAGGGAUAGCCUGACAGUAGACGACGCCUUUGAAAGGUUAACCGAUUUGGGGUUUAAAGUGGAUUACGUGUGCGACCGGUGGGACAGGCGGUUGGCAGCCGUUUGGUUAGAUAAUGUCCGCCUUAUUGAUAAUAUAGCUCACGAUAAACUGGGUAAACGUGAGACUAGUAAUAUAAAAAUUUAA
Messenger RNA from Oppiella nova, 798 nucleotides. The record is from the annotation of a GenBank genome assembly. Lineage: Eukaryota; Metazoa; Arthropoda; Arachnida; Sarcoptiformes; Oppiidae.